AUGAGGCCAAAUACCUUUCUCGUCGCUACUGUUGCCGUCGCUAUAGCUCUACUGGCCGCCGAGGCUCUCCCUAUCCCGCCGUUUCCCUGGUCGCCGAUACGUAAUUUGAGGGACAAGCACGUUAAGGAGAUUGCUGAGUUCGCCGUCGAGAGUUAUAAUUCGAGGGCCAAAACGGCGCCGUUGAAACUUGUAAGCCUGGAUGGAGCCGAUACGCAAGUGGAGCAGGGGCAAGGCACAAAGUACCUGCUUUACUUGACGGCGGAGGCCGCCGGCCGGGAAGGUCGAUACAGCGCAUUGGUUCUCGAGGACUAUUUUGGUGUAAAGCACUUUGUAGGGUUGUCGCCGGAGGAUUAA
Molecule: messenger RNA, 354 nt
Organism: Linum tenue
Lineage: Eukaryota; Viridiplantae; Streptophyta; Magnoliopsida; Malpighiales; Linaceae
Source: the annotation of a GenBank genome assembly